GUUUGGGAAAGGGAGGAGCGAAGCGUCACCGGAAGGUUUUGAGAGACAACAUUCAGGGCAUUACGAAGCCUGCAAUUCGCCGUCUCGCCCGUAGAGGUGGUGUGAAGCGUAUUAGCGGUUUGAUAUAUGAGGAAACCAGAGGAGUUUUGAAGAUUUUCCUUGAGAAUGUGAUUCGCGAUGCUGUUACCUACACUGAGCACGCCAGGAGGAAGACGGUGACUGCCAUGGAUGUGGUUUAUGCGUUGAAGAGGCAGGGAAGAACUCUGUAUGGUUUUGGAGGUUAGGUUAGAGAUUUAUUGGGAGAUUGAUUGUAGAUCUUGACUUUUGAUCUGAUGUUUCAUAGGUGAACUUGUUCUUAUAGACUUCCUGUAAGUUGAUUCCUCAUUAGUUGGAAAUGGAAUGUUUAGUUCAUUGAAGAGUUGUGCUAUAAGAAUUUCGCCUUUUCUUCA
Momordica charantia (bitter melon) is the source of this 449-nucleotide messenger RNA. RefSeq names its product histone H4. The record is from RefSeq and is a predicted model, not a curated record. Lineage: Eukaryota; Viridiplantae; Streptophyta; Magnoliopsida; Cucurbitales; Cucurbitaceae. Gene Ontology annotation, molecular function: structural constituent of chromatin; protein heterodimerization activity; DNA binding. Gene Ontology annotation, cellular component: nucleosome.